This is a messenger RNA of Fulvia fulva, 2280 nucleotides long. RefSeq names its product U1 snRNP-associated protein. Gene Ontology annotation, cellular component: spliceosomal complex. The coding region runs from base 1 to 2280 and encodes 759 amino acids. The transcript has a single exon. Gene Ontology annotation, biological process: mRNA processing. The record is from RefSeq and is a predicted model, not a curated record. Gene Ontology annotation, molecular function: mRNA binding. NCBI's taxonomy places the organism in Eukaryota, Fungi, Ascomycota, Dothideomycetes, Mycosphaerellales, Mycosphaerellaceae.
AUGGCCUACAACUACGGCGGACCUCCAGGCGCAUAUGGCGGCCAGCAGCAACCAUAUGGCGGCGCGCCAGGUAUGGGCGGACCACCGACAGGACCAGCGCAAGCCUUCCAACCACCACCUAAUAUGCCGGCCGGUCUCAACUUCAACGCACCUGUCAUCAGGCUGGGCAUGGAUGGUGGAGGUGGAGGUGGAGGCGGUCGUCCGCAGUCUGGCAAUGAUUGGGGUGACCGAGGUGGACGUGGCAGUAAUGCAGAGCCUCUGGGUGGAAGAGACAGACGCGGCUUGGGCGCAGAUCGCAACCUCGACCGUGAGAGGCAGGCAGUCCGUGAUAGCAUGAUGGCACUACAGCCUCCCACGCGCGAGGAAGUCUCGAGGACUAUCUUCGUGGGAGGUCUUGGUGAAGGCAUGCCGCACGACGAGGCGCUGGAGAACAUCUUGCGAUGUGCUGGCAAGCUGAGACGCUGGACACGAGCUCGAGAUGCCGACGACAGGAAGUGCAAGUUUGGCUUUGCCGAGUACGAAGAUGUCGAGAGCCUGGAAGCUGCUGCUGAGCUGUACCCUAACCUCGAACUGCCACUGUUCAACGCGGACGGUAGUGUGCAGAGGGAGAAGGCCGAGGAGGGCGAGGUCAAGAAGCAGAAGUGGCUUGUGGUCAUCGACGAUGCUAGCAAAGAGUACAUCGAGACCUGGAUGGCAAGGAAGAAGGAAGACGAGAACACUCGGCAAUUUCGUAUGGAGUCCUGCAAGAGUGAUCUCGAGCAAACGAUUGCCGGCUUGAUCAAUCAAGCUGCACAUGGCACAAAUGGUGUCAACGGACACGGCGAUGUGGAUGGCGAUGUCUCUAUGGCUGAGACAAACGGCGACGCGAAUGGCGCAGUCGAGCACAUCACCAUCCAACAAACCGGAGCUGAGGACGAGCUUGCGGACAUCCCAGCCGAGCAGCGAGCGACGGUGGCAGAAGAAAUUAAGGCCUUCCGUGAUAGAUCCAACCGCCGAGACAUCGAACGCCUACGUCGCGAAGAGGACCUCGAACAGGAAGAGCGACGGCGCAAUGGCCCAGCACCGCGUGUCAGCCGACUUGCAUCACCUCCACCGGGCGCAGCGAACUCCACAAACGGCAUCCCACUUGGCCCUCGUGGCCAGCAGGGUGUCGCCGGUGCACCGUCAGGCCCUAAGGGCUUCAGAGGGACACAAAUACCCAACGACUAUGUCAACGGUGUCGCUUUUGUGCCAGGUGCCGGACCUGACGGACGUGGCAUGACAGUCUCACUGAACCGUGAGGAGGAAGAUGCAGAUGAGAGCGACGAAGAACUUGAGCGUCGCCGACAAGAGAGGAAAGAUGCAGAAAUCGAGAAGCAAUACCAGGAUCAGGUUCGUCGCUGGCACAAUCGUGAGCGAACACGCGGUGCAGCUCAAGAGCGUGAACGCAAGCGUGAGGAUGACGAGAAGCGUGCUAUUGAAAAGGCUCGUGAAGACAUCCUUGCCAAGUUUGCCAGCUGGAACGACGAUGAAGAGGCAGAGAAGCAACGACACCCAUACUACAGAGAUCACUCGGCUUGGCUGCGAAUACGCGACCAAGAUCGCGAGAGGGAGCGACGCGAAGAUGACGCAGACCGCAAAGCUGAAGAGCGCGAGAAGGCUGACGAACAACGACGUACCAAUGAGGCGCGCGGUAUGGCCGACGACUUCUUGGACUCGAUGGGCAUCGAACCAGAGCCCGAGAGGGUCGAUCAAGCCGGACCUGCACCGUUCAAGAUCAGCUUGGGAGGUGCCAGCAAGACAAAGCCAGCCACCGCCGCUGCACCAAAGCGUGCGCAAAUGGACGUCGAAGGUCUGCUGGAGGACGAGGAAGAUGCUGCUGCUUCUGGCCUCAAACGCGAUCUACAACUCAAGCCGCUCGAAGACAUGUCUACACUACCUACCUCCGGCUUAGGCUUGACAGACGAGGAGAAGGCCAGCGCACGCCAACAGCUGGCGUCUGAAAUUCCCACCGACAAUGACAAGCUCUUCGCCCACCCGAUCAAGUACGAGCACCUCACCAGCGACAUUCUCAACAACCAGAUCCGACCUUUCGUGGAGAAGAAGGUUGUGGAGUAUCUCGGUGUGCAAGAAGACCUCAUCGUCGACGCUGUCAUUGCUGGUGUUCGCGAUAAGGCUUCGGCUCAGUCGAUCAAGGAGGAGCUGGAGGGCCCACUUGAGGACGAGGCUGAGGUUCUGGUCAAGAAGGUGUGGAGACUGCUUGUCUUUUGGGGCGAGUGUGAGUCGCGAGGUUUGCAGUAG